AUGCCAACCAUGUCAAAGGCACCUUACUCUUCCUACUAAACUUGUGACCCAAGAUUAAGAUUUAAGACUAUAAGAACAAGAGUUAAUGAUUGGACUAGAUAAAAACGCCAUCACUCCCUAAAUUUUAACCUCGACACUAAUAUAACUACGAAAAACUACACGCAUUAGCCUACCUCUCAUCGUAAUCUCAAUUUUCUUCCAAUGGGUUUCCUCCAAAACCCCACAACUAGUAACCUAGCUAUGUAUAUUUAGUGAAUUUAAUUAAUAAUUAUAAUUUAUUAUUUAUUUGAUGAAUUUAAACAUUAAAAGUUGGUGUUAAUUGUUGGAUUGUAAUUAAAUUUUCCUCAAAUAUAUUUCAUAUAUAUGAUUAAAUUCAAUGAAUGUUAAAAGUUUGCAUAUUUUAUUAAACUGAUAUGAACUGACACAAACCAAUUGUACCACCAGUCUUACCAUUCCACUUGUCAAAUCGAUACAACCGUAUAAACCGGUUUGACAACCUUAUUUGGCAAAAAAUAACAAACGGUCUCACCCACUCAUUAACGGUUCAAAGUUCGCGUUUUCAUCAAUCUCCCAAUCCUAAUCCACUGCCGUCAUCAUCUCUGAAUUGCUGAUAAAUUGAGUCUUGACCCAACCUUGUUCACAAUCCAAAGAUCUCUCCGCCGGAGCCAAACAAUUCAUCGACAGCCGACGGGGAACCUGUAAGUCGCUGUCCCUCUGUCUCUUCAGAUCUAUCUGCGAAGUUCUGUUUUCUUUUUCUUUUUUUUUUUCUUUUUUUCUUGUUCAAGGAACCGCCUCGCCACUGCCUUUGUCUUGUUUCUCUUAGGAGUUGGACAUCCGAAACAGCGACGGAGAGAAGGAUCAGUUGGUUGCCGUUUCCGAUUGGGUCUCGGAGAUCACCGAUGGAUUAAGUCCAUCUAUAAAUAAACAGGGCACGGUGGGAGAGACGCUUCCUUGGUAAUCUACUUAGCCAUAAUAUAUCAUCUCAACCAUCUCCAGCUAGCGACUUUGACGUGAUGGUGGGUGACAUGAUGAAGGCGAUGGUGAUCUCCGCGGAAGAACCAAAUUGGUCGGGUUUGCCUGGUGAGCUUUUGGAUAGGAUUGGCCAUCGUUUAGCCAAGUUGAAGGAUUUCAUCCGAUUCAAAGCUGUUUGCAAGUCUUGGAGACGAGCUCUGUUUCUGUCAAGGUUCAGGCAAUCCAUCCCAUGGCUGAUGCUCCCCCACUGCCGCGACAGUAUCAGUCAGAGCGCGAGGGUUGGAUGUAAAGGUACCGAUUCCUGUAGAUGUUUCUACGAUCUCGAGGAGCAAACAUUUCGACACAUUGAGUUGCCCCAGUCUAUAGACAAGACUUGUUGCGGUUCUGCGUUCGGGUGGGUGUUCAUGAAGGAGAAGCUGCCAUCGGUGAUGCUGCUCAACCCUCUUAGCAAGGAUCAGAUCUCUCUGCCCCCGAUCACAGCUUUUUCUGAUGUGUUGGGGUUUCGCCCGGAGCUGGUCGGAAGGGAGUACUUGUAUGUGAAGCAGGAUGGGUUGCGAGUGGCAAAAGGGAAGAAACAGGUGCAGCGUCGCUUCAUAAUCCGUGUUUCUUUUUCGGGCGAGCCGGCUUCAGAGGAGUGUAUUGUAAUGGUCAUCCGCGGCUUUGAUGAUUGCACUACUCUAGCAUUUUGCAGUCCGAAUCGAGACGAUAAAUGGACGAUAAUUCCUCAUGGGGGGAACAAUCCUGAUCUGCCGAACGAGAUCCUUUUCGAGGACAUGGUGUUCUGGAGAGGUCGGUUUUAUGUCUUUGUUUAUACGGGGACGGUUUAUGUUUGUGAUCUUUCUCACCAGCAUUGUCCAAAGCUAUCGUUGUUCCUCGACGAGUCUUCUCCUCAAACUCGUAAGAUUUUUCGGGGUGCUACCAGUUUCUACUUAUUAACCAGCCCUGUCGACGAUGAGUUGAUGGUGAUCACUAGGCAUCUAAGGUACCCCAAUGAUGACUUGGUGGCAGUUAAUACGCAUCACGUAAGGUAUCAAGAAAACGAGGAUGAUGAUGGUGUUGCCAACGAUGAUGAGUGGUCAGAUGACAGUGACUAUGCCGACGAUGAUGGCCAAACAACUGAUGAUGAUGACCAUGACGAUGAGCUUCCCGUGUUUGUGCCGUACAAGGAUGAUGGUCAUGGCAAAGUUGACCGUUAUAUCAUCGAUAGCGAGUCCGAUGAUGAUGAUGUUAUUGCUGCUGAUAAGACUCCAUUGUUGACUGAUAAAUUCAGAGUUUUCAAAGCGAGGGAAUGUAGGACGGGAUGGGACGAGGUCGACAGUAUAGGCGAUUUUGCUCUUUUCUUGGGGUACAACAAGCCUACUUGGGUUUCCACCAGAGACCACCCUGAACUUUCUCCCAAUUCUAUCUAUUUCACGGAUGAUGCGACUGGCUCGCAUUAUCCUCGGAAAUUUGCAGGUGCUGACAUGGGUGUUUACGACCUCACUACUCACACCAUUAGUCCAUUCUACCGUACUGCCUCGGUUCAUAAGAACCCAUCACUCAUUUUCCCAUUACCUGUGUGGAUCUCACCCUCAAACUAUUGAAACCCAUCACUCAUUUUCCCAUUAAUGAGUUUGUACUGGACAAGUCAUUCAUCACUUGCUGAUCAGCAUCCGUCAAAUUCUUCAACUCGGAGGUGAGAUUUCGAGCCCCUUCCUUUUGUUUUAGCUCCGGAUAGAGCAGGUUGACUUUGUCUUGUAACGCCUCAAUAGAACUGAGCUUUUCCU
Linum trigynum is the source of this 2738-nucleotide messenger RNA. The record is from the annotation of a GenBank genome assembly. Lineage: Eukaryota; Viridiplantae; Streptophyta; Magnoliopsida; Malpighiales; Linaceae.